AUGGAGGAGCUGCUGCUGACAUCUGCUACAACUGUGGAAGACCAGGCAAUUAGGCCAGAGAUUGCCGAGCUCCACCACAAGGACGAGUGCCACCCAGUAGACAACAAGGCAGGGGUCCGUAACCAGGAAGCAGAUGACCAAUGGUACCAAUUUGUGAGGUGCAGAGGGAAGUCCAGCAGGCGAGAGUCCAAAACCAGGGAGCAGAUGACCAACGGAGCAGUGCUGUAUCGGAUUCCUCUGACCUGGGGUCAGAAUAAACUCUCCUGGAAGCUGGUCCAUGCAGCUCUGAUGCUCUCAUCCCUCAUCUUGGCAGUUGUGGGACUCUAUGCUGUCUUUGACGUCCACAAUGCCCAUAAGGGUUCCAACCUGUACUCGUUACACAGCUGGAUUGGAAUUGCAGCUGUGGCUCUGUUUGCCAUGCAGUGGGUGGGGGGAUUUGCAGGCUUCCUGCUGCCUUGCUCCUCUCUAUCAAUACGUAAAGUCCUGAAACCUGUGCAUGUGUGGCUGGGCUGCAGCCUUCUGCUGCUCAGUGUUGCUGCCUGCAUCUCUGGUAUCAAUGAGAAACUCUUCUUUGUCCUGAAAGCUAACAUGAGUGGAGCUGAGCCUUACAGCAGCCUUCCUCCUGAGGCGGUCUUAGGGAACUCUUUAGGAGCUUUGAUUGUAGCCUUUGCUUUGGUUGUCCUCAACAUUCUAUGGAACAGUAAAUGGCAAAGACUGGAUUCCAGGCCAGAGGACACGACUUACACGCCAUUACUUCAAGAAGAAGAUGAGUGA
Nematolebias whitei (Rio pearlfish) is the source of this 774-nucleotide messenger RNA. Its product is annotated as cytochrome b ascorbate-dependent protein 3-like. The transcript is spliced from 6 exons. The coding region runs from base 1 to 774 and encodes 257 amino acids. Gene Ontology annotation, molecular function: oxidoreductase activity. The record is from RefSeq and is a predicted model, not a curated record. Lineage: Eukaryota; Metazoa; Chordata; Actinopteri; Cyprinodontiformes; Rivulidae. Gene Ontology annotation, cellular component: lysosomal membrane.